Darwinula stevensoni is the source of this 1695-nucleotide messenger RNA. Lineage: Eukaryota; Metazoa; Arthropoda; Ostracoda; Podocopida; Darwinulidae. The record is from the annotation of a GenBank genome assembly.
AUGGCCUUCAAUAGCAGCAUCUUAGAAAUACUCAAUCUUCACACCAACAAGAUCACAAAAACGGAGCUCGAUGGAUCGACGACUCCCAAUUUAUGGGACCUCAGGCUCGGCGACAAUUUGUUGACCUUUGUCCCAGUCUUCAAGAGCGACAAUCUUCAACUACUCGGUCUUCAGAAGAAUCAGAUCACGAGGGUCGAGUUAGAUGAAUGGGCGACUCCCAGAUUGAGAGAAAUGGACCUCUCCAACAAUUUGUUGACCUCUAUACCAGCCUUCAGGAGUGACAGCCUAGAAAAAUUAAUACUUGAAUCCAAUAAGGUCACGAGCGUGGAGUUCGAUGGAUGGACGACACCCAAAUUGAGAGACCUCAGGCUCAAUGACAAUUUAUUGAGCUUUGUCCCGGCCCUCAAGAGCGACAGCAUUGAAAUACUCGGUCUCCACAAUAAUCAGAUCACGAGCGUCGAGUUCGAUGGAUGGGCGACUCCCAGAUUGAGAGAACUCGCUCUUUACAACAAUUUAUUGACCUCUGUUCCGGCCUUCAAGAGCGACAGCCUAGAAAUACUCUUUCUUCAUGGCAAUAAGAUCAGGAGUGUGGAGUUCUAUCAAUUGACGACUCCCAAUUUGAAGAAUAUCAAUCUCUCCGAGAAUUUGUUGACAUCUGUACCGGCAUUCAAGAGCGACAGCCUGGAAAGACUCGUUCUUCACAGCAAUCAGAUCACAAGCGUGGAGUUCAAGGAAUGGAAGACACCCAAAUUGAGGGAGCUCUGGCUCCACAACAAUUCGUUGACCUUUCUCCCGGCCUUCAGUAGCAACAGCCUAGAAGUGCUCAAUCUCCACACCAAUAUGAUCACGAGUGUGCAGUUAGACGGAUGGGCGACUCCAAGAUUGAAAGGAUUAGACCUCUCCGUCAAUUUGUUGACCUCUGUACCGGCCUUCAAGAGCGACAACCUAGAAGUACUCUUUAUUCGCAUCAAUAAAAUCACGAGUGUGGAGUUCGAUGGACGUACGACUCCCAAUUUGAAGCAACUCGACCUCGCUAACAAUUUGUUGACUUCUGUAACGGCGUUCAAGAGCGACAGUAGAGAAAUACUCGGUCUUCAAAACAAUCUGAUCGUGAAUGUGGAGUUCAACGAAUGGGUGGCUCCUAGAUUGAGACAACUCGACCUCUCCAACAAUUCAUUGACUUCUGUAACGGCUUUCAAGAGCGAUAGCCUAGAAAUACUUGGUCUUCAAAACAAUCGGAUCAUGAGUAGCAAUCCCUUAUUGAAGUUUCCAUCUACAAUAGUCAAAGGCAUGAAGAAACUGGAGAAGUUUUUGUGUCAAGGAGCCACCCUUGGUCCCACCCUUUCAAGCGGUUUCCUGGAAUUCCAGAGCAACGCCUUGAAAUUAGUUGACCUCCGGAACAACGGAAUAUCCAGACUGGAGCCUGGAGCCAUCUCAGGGUAUUAUGCAAAGACGUUCCUCUCCAUUCGAAAGGAAAAGGAUCAUUCGUUUGAACUUUGGAGUUCGAAUGUCAUUAUUUGUCCGAGGCUCGUUGGAUUUGACACGAUCGAUCACAUUCCACAAGGCCCGGCGGAAAUGCUGCACACCUUCGCGUUCUCCCACGCGGCCGGACACUUUCACACGCCUGGCCACACCGUGUGGUAUGGGAACCAGAAUUCAACAUGGUCUCAGUCUGGAACACUAUCUCCCCAUUAG